Papilio xuthus (Asian swallowtail) is the source of this 1359-nucleotide messenger RNA. RefSeq lists its product as uncharacterized. Lineage: Eukaryota; Metazoa; Arthropoda; Insecta; Lepidoptera; Papilionidae. Bases 226 to 1209 code for a protein of 327 amino acids. The transcript has 11 exons. The record is from RefSeq and is a predicted model, not a curated record.
CUUCAAUAGAAAUUGUUUCAUCAACUUUGACAAUGGCGAUGUUGCACUAAUAUAUUUGUUAUUGUUCUCUCUGUUGUUAAUAGUGUUGUUUACUUAGUUUUCCAUUACGUUUAUUCAUACAAAUCAAGUAUAUUGUUGCCAUUAAAUAGUAGGAGACGAUUGUUGCAAUUUAACAAUAUACAAAUUAUCGUCAUUAUAGAAACACCACGAAAGGCUGUAUAAAUCAUGUCUGAUGAGGAACAUGGAGAAUCAUCAUCUGCACGAUUGUUGUCUUCACAUUUCAAAGAUGAUCAAUUAGAAAUUGUUGAGGUGACUUCAUUUGAUAAAGCGCAGCUGGAGAGUUUAGAUGGUCAUGUGUUGGAGGCAGGAGAGAGCAGUGAUGGUAUGAAAUAUAUGCAAGUUCUGGACUCAAGUAAGAACAUGAUGGUGGACUUACUAAACUUAACGUUGGUUCGGAGUGAAGAUGGUCAGGAGUCUUACCAGUUGGUGACAACUGCAGAUUCAUCUGAGAGCAAUGAAGGUGAAACUGUUACUUGUGUUUUGCAAACCACUGAAGAUGGGGAAGAUACGGAGAAUCAAGAGACAUAUGUCAUGGUGGACGGUGCUGAUGGUCCACUGAUGUUCCUGCAGCAAUCUCCAAUAAAGAAACCAUCGCCAUUGAAGCCGGCACCUUCACCUGCAGAAAUAUUGGAAAGAGCUAAAGCCUUACAGAAAGCUAAGAAGCUGUCGUCCAGUGGUGGUGUGGGGGCCAGCAGGGGCCGGGGGCGAGGGCGGCGGCGGCGCGGGGAGCUGCCCCCACCGCACGAGCUGCUCGCCUCGCCCAGCUUCAAGCUAUUCCUCUACUCCUGCAAGCUGUGCAGCUUCCAAUGCAACGCUAUCAAAGAACUCACCGCACACAAGGCGGCGGAACACGCGGGUGGCGGGGGUAGCGGUGCGGGGCGGCGGCGCGGGGGCUGGCUGACGUCACCCAUUACCCUGCAGUGUGCGCGCUGUCCGUACAGGGGCUCCACACAUUGGCAGCUAAUGAAACACGUCAAAGAGAAGCACGUGGAAGCUGACGACGAAGCUAUAAGCAACAAGGUGUACCUGGACAGCGCGGAGGUGGCGGCUGCAGAUGUGCUGGUGUGCGGUGCUUGCGGCUUCGAGUCCUCCUCCCGGCAGACCUUCAAGUUGCACAUAGAGCAGGACCACGGAGCUAAUACUUGCUGAACUUACCACACACAGAAUUUAAUUUCCUACCCACGCGGGUAACUUGUAACUUUCAGUGUAGUGUGAUACUAGAGUUGCCCGGUUGUUACUAUUAGUCAUAUCAAGGCAAAUAUAUUAGAUGUUCAGACAUAAGGCACUAGAUGUUAAAUU